CCACACCCACACCACACCCGCGGCCCUCAAAAACCUUAUUAUUAUUUUGGCGCACUUUUUUGGGUGUUCUUAACCUUUCUUCUUUGUGUUCGUGAGUGUUCGUGGGUGUUCUUUGGGUGUUCGUAGGUGUUCGUGGAUGUUCGCGUCGUGGCUGUUCGUGGGUGUUCGCGUCUUUUAGCAAUACCCGAGAUUUUUUGAAGAUUCAGGAAAGGUGACUACUAAAGUGGAGCUUUUUAGUGCUCAAUAUACCCAUUCCAUACUUAAAAUAAAAUGAAGUUCCCUAGGUGACAGAAUAUAGAAUGUCCACAAGUGUGGACAUUAGGCGGGAACAACAUGAAAAACGCAAUUUUUUCUCGGUGUUACCGGAACUUGUUCUGUCAAAAUUCAAAAUUUUGAGAAAACCAGGGUCAUAUUGAGAAUCAGGAUCGCAUGACGUGGGUCUCAGUGUUUUGAGGAAUAUUUGGGAUCUGAAUUUUGGUUUUGGAUUUUUGAAAAAAACGAAAAACUUCAAGGUCAUUCAACUCCUGCGCCCAUGGCAUUCGACCCAGUUCUUGAUCCUGAAUCUGAAUAUGACCUUGUUUUUGUCAAAAUGUUGAAUUUUGAUCGAGAAAAUGGUAAAGUACAGGUCCAAUUUCAGAGUUUUUCACACUGAACUCAUAAAAAUUGAAUUUUUCGACAACCAAGUUUAAUUUUUUCAAAAUCGGUACAUACUUUUUUUUCUCGUAAGUGUAUAAGUGAGAAUGAAGUAUGAAAGAGAAUUUUAUCUUCCAAAUCCGAGGACUAGAUAUCCUGACCGUCUUCAACGGUUCUCGAAAUCAAUUUGAGUUUUAAAAUUUCCAAAAUCCGUUUUUGAUGGAGAGUAAGAAAAAAAUUUUUUUGGAAUUUUAAAAAUAGAAUGAAUGGUUGAAUUUUGAGUUUUAUUCAAAAUUUCGCCUAUUUUCACCUAUUUUUGAAAAAUCGAUAUUUAAAAUGUUUUUAACUGAAAAAUGUGUUCCAAAAUUGGGAGAUUAACUUUUUUCUAUGCAACCCGAUGUGCUCUAUCCAACUAUGACAAAAAACGAAAAAUAAAAUUCUGCACCUUAAAAGAAAAGAAGAGAAAGAAAGACUGUGUAUAUUUUUAAAAAUUAGUACUUUCUAUGUCACUUCCCCCUAAUGUCCACAGAUGUGGAUAUUUACGGUGCAUCAGGACAACUUCACAGAAAAUUUCUUUUCUUUUGUAAUUGUAGAAAGAAUCCUUGUAGCAAUAGUUAUCUACCACUACAUCUGAAAAUCUUUGUAUUGCUAAAGAUAUGGAAAAAGCUUUUAAAAAAAUUUGAAAUUUGAAACUCUUUAAUUUAAAAAGUUAAUUAUCUCAGUCAAGUUCCAUAGAAAAAAAUUUCUUUUUUAUCAAUCGCCACGAGUGUGGGCAUCCGGGGAUAAAGGGUUAAAUAAAUUCCUACUUUUUGAUCUUUUAAUUUUUUAAGACGAUGUUAAGCUACAGAGCAUUCACUUUUCGUCCGUCAUCAUUUUGUCAUUUUCACUUUCGUCUAACUGUUGGAAUAACAUCAUGUAGAUCUUUUUAAUGCUCAUGAAAUACUGGGGUUAGUUUUUUAACUGUUCUUAUGACUUUCUCUAAACCAUCAGCUUUCUCGCACAACGAUAUCAUUAGCAUACAUUAGAUUUGAUAUGCUCAAUUCGACUUAUAUUUGCGACUCACUUCCUCUUCUUUCGUUAAUGCUUAAUUUUUUUGUCUCGAACUUGUGUCAAUACGGUGAGAGUAUUUCUUCUUCUUCUAUUAGAAAAUAUCGCUACUCAUGUUCAUUUUAAGGUGCGAAACAUUUCAUUGUGUCCAAGGAUGAAGAGCAAAUGAAAGCAGCAGCGAAUUCGUUUGAUUUUAUAAUUAACGCUGUCUCAGCAAAUCAUGACAUUAUGCCAAUAGUGAAUUUAUUAGCAUUUGAAGGCGUUUUGUGCAUGAUAGGAGCGCCGGCUCAACCAUUACAAAUAUCAGCUAUAAACUUGCUCAUGAAACGACCAAAAAUAACUGGUAGUUUAAUCGGCGGUAUGAAAGAAACACAAGAAAUGUUAAAUUUUUGUGCAAAACAUUCUGUUAAAUGUGAGAUCGAACUACUACAAGCAACGCCUCAAAAUUUGGCAAUAGCAUAUGAACGAACAUUGGCGAGCGACGUUAAAUAUCGAUUUGUUCUCGAUAUGGAAAACGCAUUUAAAUGA
Messenger RNA from Didymodactylos carnosus, 2208 nucleotides. The record is from the annotation of a GenBank genome assembly. NCBI's taxonomy places the organism in Eukaryota, Metazoa, Rotifera, Eurotatoria, Philodinida, Philodinidae.